CACUUGUGAAAUGUCAGGGAGGAAUGGCGCUCGGCGCGGUAUUUUGAACAAUCGCCUUUUCCUUUCCUCGUUUUAUCUGGAAACGUUGCUCAGUGUAAACAUAUCGGAGAGCUGAGACUUUGCAAGCAUGGAUGUGGUGUCACCAGAGCUCAACAGCCUCCUUCCUGAUGAGAUCAUGGAUACUGAGGCCAUAGAGGAAAUCCCUCACUCCCAACCCGGCGGCGGCACCACGGUCCAGUCAGCAAGCGAUGACGCACCGGUCCCAAUGGAAACGGAUACACCCAUGGCUUCAGAAAAUGUGAGCCUGUGUUCAAUUGCAGCUUCAACCGGACACACUCAGGCUCUCACCACGUCCACCGUCUCAAACUCCACAUUCAUCAUCAGCUCCGGAAGUCAGCUCCCCAUGUCAAUGUCCAGUUCAUCGCCAUCCCUUCUUACCUUUAAACCAGCCAUGGCUACUUCCAUAGCCACCACCAAAACCACAGAUAGUUUGACUGGGACUACUUUCUCUACAAGUGGAUUACAGAAGCUCACAGCUCCGUUUACUAUCUCUGCUGCAAGCCAUCAGAUCAUUCUCAACAAGGUGGCAUCAGAAGCAGCAAAGUCUGCGGGUGGUCCACCCCAGAUCAUCAAGCAGGAGGGACAAAAGCUUUUGGUCACAGCAAUAGGAAAGUCAGGGCAACCUAUAGUUUUGCAGUUACCCCACACAGGCAGCAAGCCUGGCCUUUCACAGACUUCAGGAGACCUGAAAUCCCAAGCUCCACAGUUUAAAGUGGUGACUAUUGGUGGCAGGACGGAGCUGAAGCCAAUACUUGGGAGUCCUGGAAACCAGCUGACCACAUUACAGGCCCAGCAGCUGAAGACCGUACAGAUUGCUAAGAAAACACCAGUGUCCUCGGCUGCACCAAUCAAGUUUAUCAUCACAAAAACUGUUAACAGCAAAGGUCUAAGUCCUCAGACAUCAGUUACUCCUGUUAUCGCAGGACGGGUCUUGACGCAGAGUUCCCUAGGGAUGCCCUCAAGGACUAUUACUCUCUCUGAGCCCCACAACACUACAACACUACAGAGCAUAACUGGCAAAAAGAUUGCCAUUUCACCCCUUAAAUCUCCCAGCAAGGUGACUGUGGUUUCUGUGGCUUCUCCGACCUCCAACGCCUCUCACAAGUCAAUGACGCUGCCCGUCAAUGUAGCACUUGGACAGCAGAUCCUCACAGUCCAACAGUCUACACCGGGGUCUCCAAUCAAAGUGACCACGAGCCAAACCACACAGGGUCUUAAACCAGGGCAAACUGUGACCGUGGGCGGAGUUGGCGGCUCCCAGUUCAAGACCAUCAUCCCACUGGCCACCCAGCCAAAUGUGCAGCAGAUCCAGGUUCCAGGUAGCAGGUUCCACUACGUCCGCCUGGUCACAGCCACUACAGCGAGCAGCUCGGGACAGCCCAGCGGUCCCAGCACCAGCUCUCUACAGACCGCUAAACCUAUGAUGGUCAGCACAGGACCCGUCAGGAUGUCGGUCCCAAUCGUCCCGGCACAGUCCAUCAAACAGAUGGCCCCUAAGUCCCUAACAUCAGCAGCUGUAGUAACCACCACUCAGACCCAGCAACGCCUCAUCAUGCCUGCAACUCCUCUACCCCAGAUCCAGCCCAACUUCACCAACCUCCCCCCAGGUACCGUUCUGGCCCCAGCUCCAGGAGGAGGGAACAUGGGAUAUGCGGUCGUCCCAGCACAAUACGUCACACAGCUCCAGCAGAGCCCAUUUGUGACCCUCGCCAGCAGCUCUGCUUUCACCACGAACACCGGUAUCCAGACUCAGGCCAGACUGCCCCUCAAUGGAUUGUCAGCAGCAGAAACGACCUCAAGACCGAGGAAACCAUGCAACUGCACCAAGUCACAGUGUCUCAAACUAUACUGUGACUGCUUUGCAAAUGGAGAGUUCUGCAGUAAUUGUAACUGCAAUAACUGCUUCAAUAAUCUGGAACAUGAAACGGAACGUCUCAAAGCUAUAAAAACGUGUCUGGACCGGAACCCAGAAGCCUUCAAACCUAAAAUAGGUAAAGGCAAGGAGGGGGAGUCGGACCGCCGACACAGCAAAGGCUGCAACUGCAAACGCUCGGGCUGCCUGAAGAACUACUGCGAGUGCUACGAGGCGAAGAUCAUGUGUUCGUCCAUUUGUAAGUGCAUCGGCUGCAAGAACUUUGAGGAGAGCCCGGAGAGGAAGACGCUGAUGCACCUGGCCGACGCCGCAGAUAUGAGGGUUCAGCAGCAAACUGCUGCCAAGACCAAGCUGUCGUCACAGAUCUCAGACCUGCUCAUGCGGACCACUCCUGUCAUGUCAAGUGGAAGCGGGAGGCUGCCAUUUACGUUUGUAACAAAGGAGGUUCUUGAAGCAACGUGCGAGUGUCUGCUGGAACAGGCCAAAAAGGCGGAACAGACUCAUCAGCCUCAGGUGGAAGCAGAGCGGAUGAUCCUGGAGGAGUUCGGACACUGCCUCAUGAGGAUCAUCAGCUCGGCGGGGAAAGCCAAAGCAGACUGUGCUUCCAUCAAUUGCUAGGCCAAGCUUUUUGGCUUUCCCCCACCCUCUAAUAUGCACACAGCUGCGGGGCCGAGAGAAACAGAUGACUCUACUCUCUCGGACCCCUGGGGUUUCUCUCCUGCAAGGAACAGGUCGCCUCCCUCCUCUAAAGGCAGAACAAUGGCCUGAAAGUAGAUUCCCCCGCCCUUAGCAGGCAGAGGCCAGCUGGAAUAAUAAACAUUGAGCAGAUGUUUGCAAACCGAAGGAGAAUGGACAGAGCACGUCGCCUCUGAUGGAUAUUAAAAACAGUUCUCACACUUGUUCACCUGUUAUGGACAGAAAGGACUGAGCAAGGUAGUCCACAUGGACUGGAGGGUUUCUCUACUUCAUUUUCCAUACAGGGCUCUAUGAAAUGUUUUUGUGCCCUCCAAACUUUUGUUCUUCCAUUUUAUUCUAUUUUCUAUUAUUCUUUCCCCCCUUUGAGUUUUUUUCCAAAAAGAAAUGCCUGUAAUUUUAAUGUAAUCAUUUGUGCUUACAGUAGAUAAAAAGAACAUGUAUCUUUUGAUAUUUAUUUUGACAAGUAUUUGUAAUCAUUGUGAGUGCUAAUAUUGUGUGAUUUUUAGUGCUGCAAAUUGUUAAUUAUUAACCAAGGCUAGGCUAAAUUGUGUCAGAGUAGAGGCAGUCCUGGGUUUGAUCCCUAAAGGCAAUCGUAAAUUGAAUACACAUUAAUGCAUUAUGAACACACACAGCACUGUGCUCAUAAUAGUUGGAACAUGGCAAGAUUAGCGAAGGUUCACGUUUCUCUGUGCGGUUUUCUGUUUGAUCAGUCACAUGCUUACUGAACAUUAAAAAACACCAUACAUGGGAAAAACAAUUGAGACCUAUAAGACUUGUUCAAUUAUGUGUCUCACUAGAAGAGAGUGGAGAAAGGGGUUCGGAAGUUGUUUUUUGAUGUCAAAGUGGCAGAAAUUAGAAAACCUCCAUCAAGACAUCUCAUGGUUGGAGCAUGGGAGUAUAACAUUAAAUUAAUGGCUGAAGUAAUGCAACUAACAAGGUGAUCCAGAUCUGUCACACACGCAUAGCUGAUGAUUGGUUUUGUGUUACAAUUACCACAGAUAAAAAAAAGAAAGAACCAGAGACCCAUAUCUGCCUCUUGCCUUUUUAUUAAUACAUUAUACCGCAACCCU
Molecule: messenger RNA, 3699 nt
Organism: Notothenia coriiceps (black rockcod)
Lineage: Eukaryota; Metazoa; Chordata; Actinopteri; Perciformes; Nototheniidae
Gene: lin54
Product: lin-54 DREAM MuvB core complex component
Exons: 14
Coding region: 128-2551 (807 amino acids)
Biological process (GO): regulation of DNA-templated transcription
Cellular component (GO): nucleus
Source: RefSeq, a predicted model, not a curated record